Triticum turgidum subsp. durum (durum wheat) is the source of this 255-nucleotide messenger RNA. Lineage: Eukaryota; Viridiplantae; Streptophyta; Magnoliopsida; Poales; Poaceae. The record is from the annotation of a GenBank genome assembly.
AUGGCGUCCCAAACCCAAGCUAGUAGCCAUUUUUUCAAUGUUGUGAGCUUCAAAUUAUGCUCGCGCUGGAACCUCGUUUGCGACUCUCCGACAAUCAAUGGCCAAGGGACGCCCAAGAAGCCCGGGGCGAUAGAGGCCUGCGUGUUCGCCAUGUUCAACGAGAACAGGGAGGGCCUGGCUGAGAUCGAGAAGCACUUUGGGCUCUUCAACCCGGACAACCCGGACAAAUCGCCGGCGCACACCAUCAGUUUCUAA